Messenger RNA from Athalia rosae (coleseed sawfly), 821 nucleotides. Its product is annotated as ribonuclease H2 subunit C. Bases 219 to 632 code for a protein of 137 amino acids. Lineage: Eukaryota; Metazoa; Arthropoda; Insecta; Hymenoptera; Athaliidae. Gene Ontology annotation, cellular component: ribonuclease H2 complex. Gene Ontology annotation, biological process: RNA catabolic process. The transcript is spliced from 3 exons. The record is from RefSeq and is a predicted model, not a curated record.
AAGCGCUGUCAAAAGUUUUUAUUGCUGUGACCACACACUUUUUUGACUAAAUGCGGUUGGAUAGAAGUUUAAUAUUAAUGUUUGAAGAUAGGUGAUACAACCAUUUCGCGAACUUGGUUGGUCACAGUAUAAUAUGCAGUACUGAAACGGUGGUUAGAACGAUCGCGUAAUAGCAAAAAAAUAAUCGAACCAAGUCGCCCGUUGUCGUUAGUAUCAAUAUGGCGAUACAUUUGAAUUUGAAAAAAGAGCUUUUGUCAAACGAAACAGAGUCCGUUUUACACCUGAUGCCGUGUGACAUACACGGCGAUGAAGCUGCUCAUGUAUCGUCUUAUUUUACACCAUAUAUUCGAAAAUUGGAUGAUGAACAUUUGACCACUUCUUUCCGGGGAUAUCCUCUUCAGGGAAAAACUAUUAUUUUGCCCAAAGGCUACAUGGGAUUUAUAUUGCAUGAAUCCAAAAUCUUAGAGUCAGAAGUCCGUGAGCGUAAUUUAUUUGCAACUGGUAAAUUUUCACAAUUUACCUAUUGGAAUUAUGACAAAUUACCUUCGAAAAACGAUGCUGUCAUCACUGCUUUAGAAUGGAUCGACAUUGCUGAGGCUCUCCACUCAAAUGAAGAUAUUAAGACCGAUUGAUGUAAGAAGCACUGACUCAGGAAUUUCAAUCUUUGAAAAAAAUCUAUUUUUGUACCUGUACUUAUUAUGAUAUAGUUCUGUUUGAAUUUUCAAAACUCAGGUAAGGAUUGUUCAUCAGUUUUCAUGACAUCUAACUCAGGGAUUUGAAUUUGUAAUGCGUGACAAUAAAUGUACAUACAUAUAUACUGA